Molecule: messenger RNA, 3814 nt
Organism: Egretta garzetta (little egret)
Lineage: Eukaryota; Metazoa; Chordata; Aves; Pelecaniformes; Ardeidae
Gene: FAM199X
Product: family with sequence similarity 199, X-linked
Exons: 6
Coding region: 1-990 (329 amino acids)
Source: RefSeq, a predicted model, not a curated record
AUGGUUUUCUACUUAGCCAGGCCAAAGUGGAACUUGACAUCUUGUGGAACCAGCGUAGCCAGCUCAGAGUGCAGCGAGGAGCUGUUCUCAUCAGUUUCAGUUGGAGAUCAAGAUGACUGUUACUCUCUGUUGGAUGACCAGGAGUUCACCUCCUUCGAUUUGUUCCCUGAGGGCAGUGUCUGCAGUGACGUCUCCUCUUCUAUCAGCACGUACUGGGACUGGUCAGACAGUGAGUUUGAAUGGCAGUUGCCUGGCAGUGACAUUACAAGUGGGAGUGAUGUACUUUCUGAUGUUAUACCCAGUAUUCCGAGCUCUCCUUGCCUGCUUCUGAAAAAGAAAAACAAGCAUAGGAAUCUUGACGAACUUCCGUGGAGUGCAAUGACAAAUGAUGAACAGGUUGAAUAUAUUGAAUAUUUGAGUCGCAAAGUCAGUACAGAGAUGGGCCUUCGAGAGCAACUUGAUAUUAUUAAAAUUAUUGAUCCUACUGCUCAGAUCUCACCUACAGAUAGCGAAUUUAUUAUUGAAUUGAACUGUCUCACAGAUGAAAAACUGAAACAGGUGAGAAACUAUAUCAAGGAACACGGACCUCGUCAACGGUCUGCAAGGGAAAGCUGGAAGAGGAGUAGCUACAGUUGUGCAAGUACCAGUGGCGUGAGCGGUGCCAGUGCCAGCAGCAGCAGUGCCAGCAUGGUCAGCUCAGCAAGCAGCAGUGGUUCUAGUGUUGCUAACUCCGCUUCAAACUCGAGUGCCAACAUGAGUCGAGCGCACAGUGAUAGUAAUUUGUCCACGAGUGCUGCAGAAAGAAUCCGGGAUUCAAAAAAACGUUCCAAGCAACGGAAACUACAGCAAAAGGCCUUACGCAAGAGACAACUGAAAGAACAAAGACAAGCUCGUAAGGAAAGACUGAGUGGAUUAUUUCUUAAUGAAGAAGUGCUUUCUUUGAAAGUGACUGAGGAGGACCAUGAAGGAGAUGUGGAUGUUUUAAUGUGACAGGGGUGAAUCGUGUUCUUUCUAAGCCUUAAAUGUAUUAUCCUUAUUGUUUACAUAUAUUUCUUGACCAAAUUUUGAUUAGUGUUAACAGUAUAAACCAGAUCUUUUCUCAAGUGUAAUUUUGGCAAGAAAGUCUUAAGUAUUGAGUAACUUCAGCUUUUUGAGACUAAUUUUGCAACAAAGACUUCAGAAACUUAACUGACGACUGAAAAGCUGCUGAAUAGAUAAAAUUUUAAGGAAAUUUGAACUUGGCUAACUUGCUAGCUUACUUGCAAGACAUAAGUUUAGAGGUGCUUUUGGAUGACACUAAGCAUGCAUUACUAUGCUUCAGCUUUUUUGUUUUUUUCCAACUUAAAAAGUUAAUGUUACACUUGGCUUGUUCUGUCUUCCUUUCCCAUUAUUAGGAAGAUUGUUUAGCACGAGGAAAAAAUCUUUAGUUCUAUAGGGCUUUCUUCAGUCUUGCUCUUGGAUCACACAAAAUCUAAGUACUGUGAUAAAUCCUUUUCUAGAAGUUGUGAUUUAACUCAAACUACACAGAAAACAAGAAGCGGGACUUCUAGUGCAGGGAAUCUGUAACACAAAUAAUGCCUAAUGAUGUAGUUCUUUAGGAAGCAAUUAGAAUUCAAAAAACCAACUUGCAAGCUUAGUCUUCAGGAAGUUAUUUUGCUGCUCAAUAUCUUAUAGUAUGAUUGGUAAUGGUUGACCAGUACAUCCCUAGUAUUGCUAUGAAAAGUUUCAAAUAAAAACAUCUUUAUGCAUUGAAGGUACACUAAUCUGCAAUUAAGUUGUCUAGGACACUACUUACAAUAGUUGAAAAUGCUUCUGGAAACAGAAGUGCAAACAAGCGGCACCCAACUUCGGUGGCUUUUUUCCCCAGAAGCAUAUCUAAAUAGAUUCAUGUUGUUGGCAAGAGAACUUAAUUAAGGCAGCUGUGCUUUUUAAUUAUAUGUUUAGCUGAGGAUGUGUCUUCUGUGUGGGUUGUUACACCAUUACACGUUUCAGAAUUCUCCUUUUGUUGUCUAUCUGUUUUUGAAAUUUCUCUUGCUAAGAAAAUGAGGUGAAAUUGAGUCUAUCAGGUAGGGAGGUAAAAGUAGUUUUAACCUGUUUCCUAAUUCUGACAAUCUGUAAGGUGACUUUUGUCUUUAUCUUGGAACUACUUGUUACAGAACUCCUUCCCCACACAGCUGAGAUAAAAAUGAUACUUCUAAACUUCAAUGUGAAACUUAAAAGAUUAUAAAGGUAUUUUCUAGUUCUGAGUUUAGGAAGUAAUUUUCCAUUAUGCUUCAUUACUUUAAUUUUGCUCUUGUCAAUUGAGGAGUUUGGCAGUUUAGCAUGGCCACAGGCGCCUGUAAUUGCAGGAUAUAGCCCAGUCCUGCAGAAUCCCAUGAUCAACUUUAUAUAGGACUAUUUGCAUUCACUUCGUGUCCUGCACAACUGAAGUGGUUUUCUUUCAGAAGUGGCAUUCCUUGUAGCCUCAGAAUAAACUGACCACUAAAAUAUCUGAACAAUGGCCUCUGAAAGGGCUUUGAUAAGAAGUAAAUGAGGUCCGUAGUCAAACUUAGUAUGUGUGAACUUAGUCACUCCUACUGCUGCUAGACAACAGGUACCCAGACUUGGCCAUUAACUCAUUAAAAAGCUAUGUAAUGUCAUUUUAAACUUGAGUGUUAGCUAUCUCGUAUGGCCAGUUAUUUGGCCACUAACCAGAAGUGGCUGUUACCUGUCACUGUUUGCUUGCACUGCACUAUAGCUGGUUGAUGCCUCCCUUCCUCCUGCAGAAACCAAAAACUUCUUAACAGUAUACAGGUUACUGAGAAUUUAGAUUGACUUAAAUCUGGAGCUUCUGGUAAAUACCUUGUAUGGAAGGAAAAAUUGAAUUGCUGUCAAUUCAGCUAAUUUCAGAGUGCAGUUGUUUGCACUCUUGUAACUUACCAUGGCUGUAAAGGAUGAAUUCAUCAUGAAACGUUUCACUGCAUGUAUACUGUCACAGUUCAGUACCUUUAUUUUCUGUAGUGACUUUGAAACGUUGGUUUGGUUUUUUGUCUAAAGUAAAGUGCACACUUCAUACUAGUGGACCAUGAAAGUGUGUCACUUUAUUCUGUUUCAGCAGCUCUUCAGAGUUUAAAAUCCCUCAGGCUUUGUUGAGAGAAGACCCUUCAUUUUGAUGAGGUAUGGUUCUUUCUGGUCACCUGUCUGCUAGCUUCCAGAGAUGAUGAAAUGAGGAGGAUAGUAUUGCCAUCUUGAUCUUAAUGUGAGCAUGUAAAUAUAAUUUAAUCCAAGUGAUUAGAUGGAUCCAGUUGCUCAUCUGUUACACUGGAUGAAAAGGUCCUGGGUGGCACACUAGCUGGCUGUGGUGUGUCAUCUCCAGCUGGGUACUCUAGUCACUUGUGUGACAGUUAAAACAAUAGGACAGAGUGGAUUUCCAGGGGUUUCAUGGUAAAAAUUUAUAGUUCUGUAAUCUUGUAGUCCCAGGAUGCUUAUAACCUAAGAAUACAAAACUCUGAAUGGUCUGUUAAGAAUGCAGAAUAACAUCCUGCUUUCUGGAAUGUUGUUUUUGCCAAGUGCUUUGCAUCUCAGAGAAUCAGGCCUGAAGUAGCUGUGGGAUUCAAGAGCGCUCACAUACUUCUACGUGCUUGGGUUUUUUCCCUUUUCUUUCAACAACUGUCUUAGAACUAAUGACACACUCAUUUUGUGGAGGGGGACGGUGUUUUCGUCAGAUUCUUGUCUUUCAUUGCAAUAUGCUGUAUGCUUACCCAGGGAAGUGGUCGAGUCCCCAUCCCUGGAGGUGUUCCCUGUAAAUGUGGUGCUUAGGGACAUGGUUUAAGUG